Messenger RNA from Diorhabda sublineata, 3739 nucleotides. RefSeq names its product NCK-interacting protein with SH3 domain. Gene Ontology annotation, biological process: endocytosis. Gene Ontology annotation, molecular function: Arp2/3 complex binding; protein binding. The record is from RefSeq and is a predicted model, not a curated record. The coding region runs from base 111 to 1967 and encodes 618 amino acids. NCBI's taxonomy places the organism in Eukaryota, Metazoa, Arthropoda, Insecta, Coleoptera, Chrysomelidae. The transcript is spliced from 9 exons.
AAUACAAUAAACGUCAAGUAUAUAAACAAAAAAGAGGUGUGACAAGUUUUUGAAAUUGAAUAAUAUUUUUUAAGUCGGGCGAUAAUUUUUAUUACAUAAGGAAUAACACAAUGUCACAAGACAUCAUUCUAACUGGAAAUUUGGAUAUGCUCCACAGUUUAUAUGACUUCAAAGCUACGUAUGCCAAAACAUUGAGUUUCAGAAGUAAUGAGUACUUUUUGCUUCAACAAACUAACACUAAACACAAAAAUUGGUGGGAAGUCAUUAAUGAAAGAGGUGAUAUGGGCUAUAUACCAUCAAAUUAUGUGGAAACAGUAACUGUAAACCCUUCGUUUUUCUUACAAUUCAUAGACAACUGUUUGGUAAACUUGAAAACACCUUCAGAAUGCUCAAUUCGUGAUAAAAGUGAUAUAAUAAAGAGGCUAAAAGAGUUGAGGAAACAAAUAGAGCAGCUACCAGAGGUUUCCAAAAACUCCGUUGGAGUCGAUAGUGAUGAAAAUCCUCCCUUAUUAUUUAAAAACUCGGAUGGAAAGAUAGAACCUAUAAAUUCUUCCACCAGCUGUUAUUCUGAACGAAGAAAUAGAAGUCUAAAUGAAGAUCCAAUGAAACCCAUUAGUAAAUCUAGCAUUAGGAAAUCUAUUGAGAAUAUUCAUGAUGAAAUUAGAUCUGAUAUAUUCAAAGAAUCUAAAAAGUCUGAAUCAACUGUUUCUAGCUCUUUAAGUAGUAAUAUUUCCCCUCCAAUUACUCAUCAAUCCGUUUAUGAUCUAGUGGAAAGUGUUAGAAUUAACACUCAACUUUCACAUGAGAUGUCCAGAAUUGCCAUGGUUACUGUAGUUCAAGGAUUACAUGAGUUACUUCCUGCUUCCGUAUUUCCAUAUCUGAGUACAAUUUUAUCUCAUUCACAAGCUUCCUUAGUGGAUGAUGUUCAAAUAGACCAAACUCACGAUGCUAGUCGCUUGAAAAUCAUUUUCAACGAAUUAACUUCCUGCAAGGAAGAUGCUCAACAAAGAAGUUGGAUGUUACAUGAGGACGAAGAUGUUAUUAAGGAGUAUAUCAUUGAGAUGAUUUCAAUUCUGUCCAAUGCAGAUGCAAGCAUAUCUAGACAUGUAAUAUCUUCUGAUCAAUAUCAUGUUAUUACUACUCUAAUUCAGUAUUAUCAAAUGGAAACGAGAUGGUCCAUUAGGCAAUUAUUAUUACAAGCAUUUGGAGUUUUAUGUAGUUUAGAUAAAACUGUUAUUACUAUUAUGUUAAAUUCUGUAUUACCCAGUGAACUCGCUAGGGAUAUCAUGUCAAAUCCAAGAAACAUUCCAAAACUAAAUUAUUCGUCUUUACUAUUAACAAUGGUAUUUUCAAUGGGAGAACCAAUGCCUGUGACUCAUAAUGAUUUUUUGGGAAAAAGAUUCCUUUCAUUCAUUCUUGAUAACAUCGAAUAUCCUCCAGAUACAGAUUUAGAAGAGCAGAUACCUGAUUUGUUUUUGAAUCUAAUAAUCUCCUUUAACCUCCAAUUUUCUGAAGAAAAUGAGAAUCCCGUGUUGGCAGCUUUAGAGGAAAGGGAUGUAGCUAAAACAUUUACAGAAAAAAUAUUGUUACUUAUUAAUAGAGAAGAGGAUCCUGUAAGAAUAUUUGACCACGAACCAGCACCGCCUCAUUCGCUUCUGAAAUUAUUCAACGACUUAUUCAGUCGUAGAUCCACAUCUGAUUUAUUUUAUACGAAUGACAUCAAAGUUCUUAUUGACAUAAUAGUUAGAAAUAUUUCUGAUUUAUCUACAGGGGAUAUGAGAAGGAGACUGUAUUUGGAACUUUGCCGUAGAGUAAUGCGAAACACAAAUUACGAAGAACACCAACACAAAGUUGACGAAAUCUUGAAAUGUUUCACUAGAAUAUUUUGCGAGGAGAGCGAGACGAGUAAAUUCGAUCAAAAGUUAGUCAAAGAAAUAUCAAAUGAAUUUCCUCAUCUAUUUAAGUAAACCAACUUUAUAAGUACGUUGGCUGUUUAUUUAUAUGUGAUAUUUUUCCAAUUUAUUUUUUUUUUAUAUCAAAGCGUUUUUAAAUUUUUUUUACUUUAUUGUAGUUUUAAUUUUGGGUGUUUGUAAGAUAGUAAAUAGUGCCAUAUAUUGCUUAGAUAUAUAUCUCAAAACAAAAAGGGGAAAACUAUUAUUCUUCCUAUAAAUUUAUCUAAUUAAAAAAUCAUGAAGUAAAGGGAAGAAUAUUUAAAGUCAUCUUUGAGUCUUAUUAAUGACCUGAUUGUUUUUUUAUUAUAUAUAAAUAUGUAUAUUACAUCAUACGAGAUGUGUAGAAUGGUUUUGUAUGAGAAAUAUUUUAUUUUCUGUCUUGAAAAUAUUUUAAAUGGUUUGCUUUACAGUUUGUACUUAUAUUGAAUGUUAACCAUUGAAAAUAUUCUUAUUUUACCUUUGUAGAGGUUAUAUAACAGUAUAAUGAAGUACAAAUUUAUUUUUGAGAAACAGGUUUUGGUCUUUUAAGUUCACCAUGUCCAGAAUAUACAGAGUGUUCAGCUUGCCAAACACAUAUGUAGGUAUUUUAUGUAAUAUAAACUAUUUACGUAUUUCGAAUUGUUUCUCCCAAGCUAGUUCUUUUUGAAGAUUAUUUAUUUAUUUGUGUGUUGGCUUGGAAGAAGUUUCGUGCUUCUAUCUAGCUUGGUAAGGACUUUUCCAACAAACAGUUUUUUUCAAUCCUUUCUUAGGUCAGCCGGCCAAUUCAUUUUCAGUUUUCUUGUAUUUUUGGGUCCUAGGAAGCUUUGAAGUAAUACAUUGAUGUAGGUUUCAAGUUUAUUAUGGCGUUUCAUACUUUGGUGUAUGAUUUCUCAUUGUGUAUUAGAGAAAAGUGUUUUAAACCGUUUCUUAGGUUAGCUGGCCAAAUUGUUUCCAGUCCUCUUGUGUUUUUAUUAUGGUGUUUUAUACUUCGGUGAAGUAUUUCUCCUUCUGUAUAGGGAAAAAGUGUUUUUCAGUCAUUUGUUAGGUUAGCUGGCCAAUUUAUUUCUAGUCUUCUUGUUUUUAUGGGCUCUAGGAAGUUUUGAAGUAAUACAUUGAUGUAGUUUUCAAAUUUAUUGUGGUGUUUUAUACUUGGGCGAAGGAUUUCUUCUUCUGUAUAAGGGAAAAAUCUUUUUCAACCAUUUCUUAGGUUAGUUUUUUUGAAUCUUCUUUGUGUUUUUGCUGCAAAUAUUUCAUCAAUUUGAUAGAUUAAUAGUAUUAACCAAUAUUUGGUUAGCUUUUCCUCUUUUUAAAUGAUGUAAAAAUCAUUUUAACUGUCAAGUUACCAAAAUAUAUUGCUAUAAUACAAACACUCAUCUGUGGCCUAGAAUUUGAGGUAUGCACUAAUUUCAAAGUUACCGUUUAAUGAUAUAAUGGGAAAUAUUUUAUUAUUAUUGAAAGCACUCAAUUGUUUAUUCAUAUAUUGUUGCACAUUACUUGCCAUACGAUAUAUUUUUAGAAUUUUUGCACUAUAAAUAAAACUAUGUAAUAACUCAACAGUAUCACAGUACAUUGUACUUAUUGAAGGAGUUGUUAUAUGAUUUUUUUCUAUGCUUCUCAAAGGUACAAAUUAAAAAGAAAAUAUUAAUAUUUUACAUCUAUAUUUAAUAAAUAUUAUGUAAAUAGCAUGUAAUUAAAAUAAAUAUUUUUCAAUGUAACUCAAAUUAGAGUUAUGUUUACAGUUAUAUAAAUAAAAAUGUCGGUAACAAAAAAAAUGUUUUCUUAUUUAUAAAUAUUUAUAAAGAUAAAAA